Messenger RNA from Saccostrea cuccullata (small rock oyster), 1209 nucleotides. RefSeq names its product protein FAM72B-like. The coding region runs from base 133 to 582 and encodes 149 amino acids. The transcript is spliced from 4 exons. NCBI's taxonomy places the organism in Eukaryota, Metazoa, Mollusca, Bivalvia, Ostreida, Ostreidae. The record is from RefSeq and is a predicted model, not a curated record. Gene Ontology annotation, cellular component: cytosol.
UUUUUAAUUUUAAGCCAAUCAUAGUCAUCGUGACAAGUGUAAAUACAGAAGCCACAUGUAGCUGUCAGACGCCAUUCAGGUACCAAAGAGGAAACAUCACUAUAUUGUAGGGUAAUAAUUGAACGUAUAAAAAUGUCCGACAAGUCCCCUGUUCAUCCCCAAUUCCAGUCUAAAGAAGUUUUCUUUUUGGACUGCAAAAUUUGUGAAAAUACCGUCUGUCGCCGGGCCAUGGAAUCGGUUUUAGUGGCUGACUCAGAUACAAGGUUAUUUUCAACAGACUGUCCUGAGAAAAGCUGUGUUGCCUUGACAGGUGAGAGGUUUGAGACAGACACCUGUGACUGUCAGCUGGAGAAUGUGGCAUGCACUCAAUGUGGCAGUGUGGUUGGUUACAAUGUGAGGCUGCCCUGUAAAACUUGUUUACAGUCCUGUAAUAACGGGCACCUGUGGAUGUUUUAUACAGACAAGAUAUCGCCGUACGAGAGAUUUGAAAAGAAAGGAAAUGAGAUUCUGCUGUGGGGAAACAUUCCUAAAGCGUCUCAUGAUCACGCCCUGGAUUUCCUCAUCGAUGAAUGUCUACGUUAAAUCAUCCCGGCCUCAAAGUACGGAGAGAAUUCAUCAACAAUCCCAGCAUUCUGUGUGAUACAUUUAUUUUGCAAACAUUUUAUUUUCCAUUUUGUGUUUCUUUGCAAGAAAGUGCUCAAACUGUGCCAUUCAAAUGGAAAUAAUACUGUGUUUUGUUCAGAAUUUUUGUCCAAAGCCUUAUGUCCGACAUUGUUAUAUGUAAUAGGCAUUUGUUUAUUUUUCAUAUUGUGCUGAUAGACUAAUGUGCAAUACCCGAGAUUAAAUGUAAUAUCUGUCUCGUUAAACAUCAUCUUGUCCAUGCUGGUGUUUUACACACAGACAAAGUUAAUGAAGUGCUUUAAUGUUGAUGUAGAUGUCAUUUGAAUGGCUAACACAAUCUGUGAUAUUAUUAACGUUUGUUCCCUACUGGUAGAGGGCUUUUUGUGCUUUAUUCACUCACAGGGGAUGAGACUGUAUUUACAGAUGUACAUGUAUAUUGUUGUCAUGAUUCCAGUAUUGUAAGCUUGAGUUGAUCCUGUUAUUUCUCAAGCUACAGUACAUACAUUUCCUGUCAAAUAUAAGAUUAUUGUUCUGUUUUUGUGAAACACUUUGGUUCACUGAAUUAAAUUUCCAAAAAAGAAGCUGAAG